Molecule: messenger RNA, 1531 nt
Organism: Sipha flava (yellow sugarcane aphid)
Lineage: Eukaryota; Metazoa; Arthropoda; Insecta; Hemiptera; Aphididae
Gene: ZnT77C
Product: zinc transporter 1
Exons: 9
Coding region: 202-1416 (404 amino acids)
Biological process (GO): detoxification of zinc ion; intracellular zinc ion homeostasis; zinc ion transmembrane transport
Cellular component (GO): membrane
Molecular function (GO): zinc ion transmembrane transporter activity
Source: RefSeq, a predicted model, not a curated record
CGAGCAUCAUAUUAUAAUUAUAUAAAACUUGUGAAUUUUUCUGUCCUCUUACAUAUUUUAGUACUUUAGUCGAUUUUAUUAAUUUCAUUAUAAUUUUACGAACUUUAGCGGAUACGGAGUUUAUAGUUAAAAAUAAUUUAAAUACGAAGUUCUUGAACAAACCGAUGUUUUUAUUCGAGUACAACAUUAUUGAAUACAAAAAUGUCCAUCAAAAAAGUUCUCCGUGCUAUUAAUCCUCAUCCAGUUCACGAGGUCAUCUUACUCACAUUAUGUUUUUUCUUAGUGCAACUAGUUUUCAGUCAUAUAACUCAUGCACUCACUCUACUAGUAGAUUCAUACCACGUACUAUGCAAAUUAAUAUAUUUAAUCGGAACCGUCCUAAGUAUUAAGAACAAGGAAUACGAAGAAAUUUGUUUAAACGAAGAAUGUUUGGAGAAAAUCGUCAAUGACCAAAUCGAUUCUCCUGUGGUGCCCAAAAUCGCAAUCAUAUCCAAAUCCAGUCAUAUAUCGUCUUCUAGUUGCGUACAUCCCCAUCCCGAGAAGAAACUGAAGAAUACGUUCGGAUGGGCAAGAAUCGAAGUGGUUUUGAUGCUGGGUGGUUGCGUGUUUUUAGCUUCUCUUAGUUUCUCCUUGGUGGUUGAAGCCAUUCAAACCCUCAUACAUAUCAAUCAUCAAGAUCCAAUGCACCAACCGAUAGGUGUGUUUAUUGUCGGUUUUGUUGGCAUAAUUAUCCACGGAUUGUGUUAUUUAUUGCUUGGAGGUUUAGCAACACAAAACGCAGCGAUUCCGGACCAAGAAGGAAUUACAACCCCUUUGAAUUCUCGUUUAUUUUUGCGACAAAAAAUACAAGUGAAAAACUGUAGCCCGAGAGAAAUAUGUCGCGAUGUAGUUGGCUGUACAAUGGUGAUGAUAUGUUCUAUAAUUGUAUACUUCACCGAUCCCAGUAUAGCAAAAUAUGUUGAUCCAGGAAUGUCGAUUAUAUCAGCUGCGAUUUUACUCUUCUUAAAGUAUCCAAUGAUGAAAGAAUCGUGUUUAAUUCUUCUUCAAACAAUGCCUGAUCAUAUUAACAUUGAUGAAAUAUGCAAAGACUUGUUGAAAACAUUUCCAGACAUAGUAAAUGUACACGAACUUCAUAUAUGGCAACUGAAUGAAGAAAAAAUCAUAUCCACAGCUCAUAUUAUAUUUCUCAACCCCAAAGAUUAUUUGAAAAUAAAUAAAGCUGUAAUCAAUUUUUUCCAUGAAAAUGGAAUUUUAGAAGUAACUAUCCAACCUGAGUUUUUCAAAGACGACCAAAACAUACAAAUGGUACCGGAAUACGGUAUGGGACAAUGUUUGGUUCAAUGUUAUAAUAAAAUUGAGUGCUUUGAAAGAAGUUGCUGUGAACCAAAUGAGAUUGAAUCAAUUGAACCAUGUUAAGUUACAAUUUUUCAAAGUUGAAACAGCCGUCUUCUUCACCAACAAUAAUUAUUUGAUAAAUCUCUUUAAUUUUUCGAAAACUAAUAAUUUUAAAUUUAAUUAUUUUACAUUAUUU